Molecule: messenger RNA, 249 nt
Organism: Parnassius apollo (apollo)
Lineage: Eukaryota; Metazoa; Arthropoda; Insecta; Lepidoptera; Papilionidae
Source: the annotation of a GenBank genome assembly
AUGUCACUUCGAGAUAGAGAUAUAGAAGAUCUGUUAUCUGCUUUGGAAAGUGGUGAUAUUUCCGAUGAUGGCCUGGAAGAUGAUGAUGAUGAUGAGAAACGUUUUUAUAGCAAUGUUCGAGAAAUUAUCCACGAUUUAGAAGAAGAGAACAUCGAUACUCCCGAUGAUAAUAACGAUCCUCCACUUGUUCAAGAUGAAGAGGCAGAUCCUGUGCACGAGCCUGAACCUAGGCAAGGAAAUCAAAAUUAA